Camellia sinensis is the source of this 600-nucleotide messenger RNA. Lineage: Eukaryota; Viridiplantae; Streptophyta; Magnoliopsida; Ericales; Theaceae. The record is from RefSeq and is a predicted model, not a curated record.
AUGAGGGAUGUUGGUAGGAAUUUCAGCCCAACCAGUAAUAGUGGAAGAAAUCAAGUAAAGGGCCAGAAGUUAUACAAGUCACAACCGACAAGAUCAUGGUCAUCCAACAAUGGCUCAAGACUGCCCAAAGCCGCCAAAGAGUUAUGCAGUUUGCAGAGAAGAGAUCAAGAGUUUGAUGUUGGAGAUCAUGUGUUCUUGAAGGUAACUCUAAUGAAAGGACAGUCUCACUUCGGAAAGACAGGAAAGUUGGCACCCCGCUACAUUGGACCUUUUCAAAUCUUGGAGAAAACCGGACUAGUGGCUUACCGUUUAGCACUACCAUCAAGAAUGGAACAAAUUCACAAUGUGUUCCGUAUUUCUAUAUUGAGAGGUUAUGUCCGGGAUCCUUUCCAUAUCAUUGACUAUCACCAAUUAGCUAUUGAUGAGAACUUUGAAUAUGAAGAGCAACUAAUUCAGAUUGUCAACUGCCAAGUCAAGCAAUUGAGAAACAAACUCAUACCGUUAGUGAAAGUUGAAUGGAAAGAUCAUUAUGUGCCAGGGGCCACAUGGAAAAGAGAGAAUGAGAUAAAGAAAAGGUAUAUGAAUUUAUGUCCUUGGUAA